UCUAUUUCAACAUUCUGGUGAAGCGGCUAGCUGUAAAAUAGGUGACUCACACGAGCUAUUCGGUUGUUCCGUGGCAGUGGUCGAGUCGUUCUUCUGUAACAGUAGUUUAUUCGGACCCAAAAGGCUUGAGGGAAUUCAAUGAGCGUAUUUUGUUUGUUGGAGUUUUUUUGUUGUUGAGUGUUCGUAGUUAUUCAUUGAACGUGCCCUGCAAAGUACAAACUUUAUCCGCAGAUAACCGGUAGUUAACGUUAGAUGGACGACAGCGAGCAAGUCGUAUCAUCCACAACCGAAGACGAAAUGAGUAGAUACAGUCAAUACGGUAAUCAUUAUGGCAACAGCGAGGCCACAGCUACAUUUGGCGAUGAUGACAUUGUAGACUUAGUUGGCGGAGCACAUGAUGCUAUUGAGAGACACAAGGCUUCGUACCCCGAGGAUAUAAUCAAAUUUACGAAGGACGAGGAAGCCCUACUGACCACCACCACAGAGCGUGCCACGCGACAACAGACACACGACGAGGUGAUUCCAGAUUCCACCCCAUCAGAGGAAGAGUUGGCAGAAAUAAUUCCAACACCAGUGAUUCGCAGUUGUUUGGAUGCAGACUCUUUGCCAGAACUCAUCAGACCAUAUCCCCCGGCAAAAGCAGCUCCAGAAGAAGCAGGUCCAGUACUAGAAGCAGCUCCAGAGAAAGAAGCGAUUGCUGCUCCUCCAGCACCAUCCCAAGACAAUUUUCUUCCUGCUGCGCUUCAACCUCUGAUGCAAUUCCCAAAAGAGCACUGGGAUUCUCCACUCUUAGCUUCUCAAGACAACCCCAGGGCCUCCAUGGAUACGUUUUCCAAAGACUCAGCAUCCAGAGGCUCCUCUGGGUAUGAGCCAGAUAUGCUUGGCCAAUCAGAUGAUGACUUAAUGUUUGAGGUGAAGAAGAAUCCUUUCCAGGGCUUCUCCCCUGUAGCAGAUGCUGGGUUCUCCCAUCUUGGGGAUAUGACCUCUGACAGCCAGGCAACUAAAAUGUCUGAGAGUCCCACCCCAGACCUGGUCCAGUAUGGCCGGGCUGAAGACUCACAAGAUGGCAGCCCACCAUCAUAUUACGAUGAAACAAAAACAUAUGAGUCUGUCAAGAUGGCUGCGGACUCGCUCAUGGAGCCACUCAAUCAGUUCUCAACCACCCCAAAAGAGAGUGAGGACUCUACACUUACAUCUCUUCCAGAUAUCUUAAAGCCCUUCCCUCUGAACCCUGACAAAGUGGACUCAGGCUCUUCUGAAGGAAGCACUGAGCCGAGCCCUGCUCCUAUCCGGAAGAUGGUUGAGUCACCCACUGUCCCUGUCCCUCUGUCAGCCACAAAUCCCUUUGCUUUCGAUUCCAAAGCUUUACUGCUGAAGGAGCUGACUGAGGAGACUGAAGCAAGACUAGCUGUGAAGACUGAAGAUGAAGGCUUUAGUGCCUUUGACCUCGUAAAGGAGGCAGAGCCUACACCCCAUAGCAAAGCACCUGUCCAGAUAGAACAAAAAGAUUGGAUGUUGUCCAGUCAAGAUUCUCCUCAAAUUGUGAACAAAUUAGAGCCUCUUAAUUUCCAGACGAAGACCCCUGAAGAUUCUGAUUCUGAGAGUCCGUCAGCAGACUCCCUGUCCCCUGUUCUGGAGGCAAUGGCCAAGAAUCCUGCAAGUUUCCAGGUGGAGUCUGAGAAGAAUGACAUGAAAGUGGAAGAGGCGGAGGCAGCAGAGGAUAUCUCUGAGCCGGAAGUGUCCUCUGAAGAGUUUGAGUUCAUCGAGAGGCCCCUCAGGGGUGUAAUCGAUGAGUUUCUAGAAGCAUUAGAUAGCUCCAAGUUUGCUAAGGCAACAGAGUUUAGCAUGGAUGAAGAUGACAUGUGCUUUGGGCUGACGGAUGUGGAGUCUGCAAAUAUAGUCCCAGAAGUUCCGGAAGAAUCUCCUAGUCAGCGCUCUUACCUCCUACUCACCCAGAAGGUCAAGUCAGACCUGGAGAAGGAUGAUACCAAAGGUCCCACCCCAAAGGCCCCUCUCAUCCACUCGCCUGUUCGCAAACCGGAGUUGCUCUCUAAGGACACAGAGGGCCCCGGAAUGGAUCAGAUGCCCAACCUGAGUGCUGAAGCAGUGGUAGAGCUCCUGUACUGGCGUGAUGUCAAGACUUCUGGCGUGGUGUUUGGCGCUGGCCUCUCUCUGCUGCUCUCCCUGACACUUUGCAGCAUCGUCAGUGUCUCAGCCUACAUCACUCUGGUGCUCCUCUCCGUCACCAUUUGCUUCAGGAUAUACAAGGGGAUCCUGCAGGCCAUCCAGAAGUCUGAUGAAGGGCACCCAUUCAAGCUGUACCUGAAGCAGGAUGUGGGUCUGUCAGAGGAAACCGUCCAUAAGUACAGCGACUGUGCUCUGGCACGGUUCAACACAACAGUCAUAGAGCUGCGUCGCCUCUUUCUUGUUGAAGACCUGGUGGAUUCCCUCAAGUUUGCUGUGCUGAUGUGGAUUCUCACCUAUGUUGGUGCCUUGUUCAACGGACUCACACUCCUUAUUCUAGGUCUGGUUGGAAUGUUCAGCUUCCCCAUCAUCUAUGAGAAGUACAAGGUACAGAUUGACCAUUAUGUGGGGAUGGCCAACAAGCGGGUCAAAGACAUUAUUGCAACGGUCCAGGCCAAAGUCCCUGGACUGAAGCGUGUGAAGGCUGACUGAAGAAAGAAAUGCCGGUCAGUCCCUGAAGUCCUUUGAGAGGGUGGGUGGCACUGGGCUGGGGUGGUGUGUAAGGUGGUAUGCAGCACUGUUAUUUUCACAAUCUCUUCAUUUCAGAAUUCCUUGUGUUCCCCGAAACACCCUGGAUUAUCAGUAUUCUAUAGCUCAAGUAUUGCCACCUUUUGAUUAACUAAUUUGACCAUAACAUGCUAUCUGGCUCAAAAAGCUAGUUGGAAUAUGUAAAAUAUAUAUAUAUUUUAAUCUUGCACUUGGACAUGACCAGUGAUGGAUGUUGAAAGGAAAUUGUGUUCCAUGGGCUGGUUCAUUUGUUCUUUGUCGCAGUGUUCAGACAAUUGGAAUUGCUUUGUCUCUUCUUUUUUUUUGUAAGAGGGAGAACUUUGGAGACCUGAGUUUUUUUGGUAUGAUUAAGUUGGUGGUGUUUGUGAUUUUACUGUUUUAUUGAUCGACUGUAGUUUCAAAGCUUCUAGCUCUCUUCAGUGACUCUUGAGUGUGUUUGACAUGUGUCAUUGUGCUUGGCGAUGGUCUAAUACCAGCAGGGCGCUAUUCCUUAGCACUUCAUGCUUCUGAGUAUUUCUAGUUAGAAACAUUUAGAACUUUUUAAAAAUUAGAGCAUUUAAUGAUAAUUUCACCUCAUGCAGCUGCCUAGUUAAACUCUAACACGUUUACAAACAACUUAAGACGAAAAAAAAUGAAACACUGUCUGUGGACCCUAUCUAAAGCUGCAAAAUUAUGUUACUUGGUAACUUCAAGCAUUGUUUAUGCAAGUAAUUGUGAAUGUUACUUCAUACAAUUGUAAUGAACUCUUCUGUUUGUGGAAUGCAUUGUGAAAUAUAAACAAUUACAAUAAAGCUUC
Molecule: messenger RNA, 3547 nt
Organism: Oncorhynchus keta (chum salmon)
Lineage: Eukaryota; Metazoa; Chordata; Actinopteri; Salmoniformes; Salmonidae
Gene: rtn4a
Product: reticulon 4a
Exons: 9
Coding region: 253-2676 (807 amino acids)
Biological process (GO): brain development; endoplasmic reticulum tubular network formation; neuron differentiation
Cellular component (GO): neuron projection; postsynaptic density
Source: RefSeq, a predicted model, not a curated record